AUGUCAUCCGGCGUAGAGUCUGAGUCAGUCUUGGCUGAGAUGCCUGGAGAUACCUAUAUACCAGAGAGUCCACUGAUUGUCGAUACAUCUAUCAGCCGUAAUGGCUUGGUGUUGUACCAGCUAGCACCUGUGCUUAGCGAUAACUCUGCUGAGUACCUGGGUCCUACAAGCUUCACUUCUGUCUUUAUGGAACAUCGUGAUCACUUUGAUGUAGAAAAUGCUCUGAAAGCUUCUAGUGACAAGGACGUCCAGGAGAGCUCUCAACCACGGUUGCACCAUCACGACCUUCACACCAGCUCCCAGCUCUUGCAGAUAGGCACCCAGGUAUUGCUUGAUGUCCCAGAUGAACGGAGCUGCAAGAUCCUUUUCUUAAAGCACAUCAAUCCAAACGACGGCUGGAUCAGACUCGCGGGGCAUAUUCUAUCCGACAUGAUGUGGAGCUCUUUCCGAACUACUCUCAAUGGACGACACAAGGAGCAACUAACUGACCUAUCCCGUCUCAUAUUCAAAAAUAGCAUGACGCCUCUUGUUCCAACGGAUAACCCGGACCAGUGGUUGAAGUCGUUCGCGGGGAGUAAUUUACGCUGGGAAUCCCUUGGGAUUUUAUUCACAUACUGGGCAUUUGGCGCGAUAUCAUCAUCCCCAGAGAGCGACAUUUUAUCACGGUACAGAGAGAAACGCGAAUAUAUUACUGACCUCAAACAACUGAUGGCUCAUUUUAAGAACUGCGCUCUAUUUUGCAUUGAGCUGUGCAGGCAGUGUUCCUCAGUCAAUGCCUUGACGGUAUAUUUGAUGUACAAGCACAACAUUCUGGAGUCAAUCAUAAGUGGAGAUAAGAGUUUGAAAUGUUGGAGGCAACACGGGGAGCUCAUUGCAGUGACUACAUGUAUUGGUAUCCAUCGAGAGUCAAACCAAGACUCGCAAAAGGUUACUUUGCAGCGAGAGAUGAACCGGAGAGUCUGCGCGGCUGUGUUCAACAUUGACAAAGUUCUAUCAGCAUUCACUGGGAGACCACCACUUCUAAAUCGCUUACAUACAUCAACAAAGCUGCCUUUAGAUAUUAGCGAUGACGUUCUGUUGUCUGCCAAGCUUCAGGAGUCUGUUGCUAAGUUGGACGAUAAUGGAUGGAACCAAAACGGCCACAUCUACUCAACGACAAUUCUCCGUGCUCGUACUUUGUUUGCAAAGAUCCGUGAAGAGAUCCUAGAGAUCACACUUGACUUUGCAUCACAAUCCGCUCUAGAACGUGCUUUAGCAUUGAAGAACGAAACAUUGUCCGUCUACGAGCAACUUCCGGCGUCUAUAACAUACUCGGCUAGUGAUAUAGAGAAACUCGAUGCUCCUGGAGAUGAUCUCUAUGCCCGAAUCCUUACACGGCUCGAAUUCCUGCUCAAUAAUUUUCUACUAGAAAGGCUCCUAACUAGGAACAGCAUUGUUCAUGCACAACAAGACAUUACAGAUGUCAGCAGAGAGAUGCUAGAACUAACAUUGAUCUUCUGGAGAAACCAAAGUUAUUUCACUGGUUUACAUAGUGAUUUUGAGUGGCUGGUUAUGUCCUACGCAGUCCCAUCCAGUGGGAUCCUCUGCCUUGAAUUACUACGGCAAACCAACCAUUCAGAAAUCGACAGUAGUCGUCUUCCAAGGUCGGAGGUUAUCCAGAAUCUAAGUCUCCUCGUUGGGUUCCUUGACUGGCUCCGACCCACCACAUCAAGUCGUGAUCUUAAUCUGUUUAUUACGCGGAUCCUACGUCGCGUGCUUGACCGGAUACUGGAUACGCCGCCUAGGAUCGGUGACCUCCUGCCCGAACCGCACCCUUUCCUCGAUCCGUACCUACAAAACGGAGCUUACGAGGGUCCUGAUUAUCACAAUGAGUUUCUGAAUACCUUUGACUGGGUUGGCUGGGACGGAGGUUGUAUAGACAUUGGUCCAUCCUGA
Messenger RNA from Aspergillus alliaceus, 1935 nucleotides. RefSeq names its product fungal specific transcription factor domain-containing protein. Lineage: Eukaryota; Fungi; Ascomycota; Eurotiomycetes; Eurotiales; Aspergillaceae. Gene Ontology annotation, biological process: DNA-templated transcription. Gene Ontology annotation, molecular function: DNA binding; zinc ion binding. The coding region runs from base 1 to 1935 and encodes 644 amino acids. Gene Ontology annotation, cellular component: nucleus. The record is from RefSeq and is a predicted model, not a curated record. The transcript is spliced from 4 exons.